Molecule: messenger RNA, 1689 nt
Organism: Zootoca vivipara (common lizard)
Lineage: Eukaryota; Metazoa; Chordata; Lepidosauria; Squamata; Lacertidae
Gene: RNF148
Product: ring finger protein 148
Source: RefSeq, a predicted model, not a curated record
CUGAUUUUUGCUUGAUGCUACCUGCCACCUGCCAUAAAGCUUUGCCAAGUAUCUAAGCCUGGGCAGCCUGCUGAGGUCGCUUCUCUGCAAUUUGGGGGGGAUAGGUUUUUAAUAUCUCUCUACAAGGAGCGACUCAGCUUUGGCAUGCUGAUGACUUUUGUCCUGCCCUGCACUAUUGAUUCAGCAGCUACUUUGCAGGUGCCAACAUGAGCAUGCCUGGGACUGCCGUUGGAAGAGGACGGGCAACAUCUCUUUGUUAUCUGCACCUUGGGCUCCUCCUCGCACUCUGUAUGCACAGCUCGGAAGUGGACGCCUUUUGGGUUGCCAAUCUUAACAUAUCGUUCAUCGUAGCAAAUCGGACCUUGUGGGAGAUUUUGGAAAACGGAGUGUUCGCCAAAGCCUCUCCUUUGAAGAAGGUGUCUGGAGUUGUGGUGCCGCCAGAGGGUCUGCAUCAAAACGCCUGUAGCUCUUUUACCCAUUUUAAGAAGCCAGCGAAUGGGGACAGUUGGCUAGCUCUCAUCAUGAGGGGACGGUGUUCAUUUGCAAAGCAAAUCACGAUGGCUACAGAAAGGGGAGCUGCCGGUGUGAUCAUCUACAAUUAUCCAGGUACAGGCAAUGCUAUCUUUCCCAUGCAUAACUUUGGGGCGGAAGGUAUUGUCUCAGUUAUGAUCAGCAACCUGAAAGGCAUAGAUCUUUUGCAUUUGGCUCAGAAUGGUAUUCAAGUGAGGGUGACCAUUGAUGUCGGGAAGCACCAUUACCCAUGGAUAACCCACUACAUGGGUACCAUUUUUGUUUUUGCCUCCCUUGCUGUGGCAUAUUGCACCUGCUACUCUGCCACAAGGCUACGGAGAUCAAGGAACCUGGUCCAGAGAUGCCCGCAGGAACUCGAUAUCGAUAAGGCCAUGAAUUAUCUUGAGCUUCGCACAUUGAAGAAGGACGACAAGGAAGUUGGGUCAAGUGGAGAGAGCUGUGCGGUGUGUUUGGAAAUGUACAAGCCUAAAGACAUAACCCGUGUCUUGCAUUGCAGACAUCUUUUCCACAAAGCCUGUGUUGAUCCUUGGCUUCUGAAUCACCAGACAUGUCCUGUGUGUAAAUGGGACAUGCUCCGAAUGGUGGAAAGCAUUGCAACCGAAGCCGAAUCAUUGGGUAGUCAAAUGCCAAAUGAAGUUUCUCCCACAAUCAGUUCUCCUAAGCAAUAGGACUGUCAUGAGUUCAUGAAGGAACGCAACAAACGCUCAUUCUGGAGACAAGCAACUUUUUCCAUGCUUGAUUGUCUCAUUCCUAAAAAUCAAGCGUAAGCAUGUGUGCAAUAAAAAGCUUUGCUUCUACCUCUGCAGUUCUUGAUGUAUGUUGGUUCAACAAGAAUAAGAUUUUGCUUUAGGUUCAUGAGCUUCUCCCAGGUUGUAUGCAUUAAAUUCAUUUUGGGUUGUGUUUUUUUUCCUUUUUUCCUUUAAAAAAAAGCAAAAUCGAAACAUGUUUUCAAAAUUGUAAACUGAACCUCUUUGUGUUUUACAACAUACAGCUGCAGUAGCACAAAGAGCUUUCCCUAAAGAGGACUCUUGCAUGUAACUUAUUAACAAUUAAACUUCAAAGGUGAUGCUUUUUCCUUUUGAACUCUUUUUGUAUUACAUGGUCCAAAAUGGAUGGUGGCAAAGAGCAAUGGAAACUAGAGCUGGACAAAUCUAGUGU